AUGAAAAAACCUGUUUAUAUGAAGGGAGGUCUUCACUGGCUAAGAAAUGACGGAGCUAUCGUAGCUUUCAACCCUGAAACAGAGAAAGCACGACUGAUCUCGAUCAGAUUCCCCAAAGAACUUUGUUCUAAAACGUUGUUCACAGCCGCAGAUAACAAUUUAAUCUUGAUAUCGGCGACGGAAGAAGUCUUUUACGUUUAUGCAGUAGAGAACAUUCUUACUGAUCCCAAGUGGGUCGUCUUGAAGCAAAUCCGGAACGGGGUACUGGACGAGAAGAUGCUAUAUAGUUGGUACCCGGAGGCUUACGAUGGAAAGUGUUUAAUGCUGAGGGAGAUAUUGAAGAAGGACCAUUACAAGCAAGUGCUUCAUGGGUACGACCUGAGAGCUAAUAAGUGGGAAGUCAUAGGUUCGAUUCCAGGGUGGUACACUUCAGCUCUAGACUUUUAUCAGUUUACACCGUCUUUGUCUUCGGUAAUAGGACCUGAUGCCAAGGAGGAGGAAGAAAUAUUGGCUUGUGAUCAUAAAAAAAUCUCCUCUAUAAACUCAAUUAUUAGAAUGCUUGAUGGAAUCUCAUCCUAG
This is a messenger RNA of Arabidopsis thaliana (thale cress), 579 nucleotides long. RefSeq names its product SWI-SNF-related chromatin binding protein. Lineage: Eukaryota; Viridiplantae; Streptophyta; Magnoliopsida; Brassicales; Brassicaceae. The coding region runs from base 1 to 579 and encodes 192 amino acids. The record is from RefSeq and is marked reviewed. The transcript has a single exon.